Messenger RNA from Penicillium manginii, 1899 nucleotides. RefSeq names its product putative topoisomerase family protein TRF4. The transcript is spliced from 2 exons. Gene Ontology annotation, molecular function: mRNA binding; poly(A) RNA polymerase activity. Gene Ontology annotation, biological process: RNA 3'-end processing. The record is from RefSeq and is a predicted model, not a curated record. The coding region runs from base 1 to 1899 and encodes 632 amino acids. Gene Ontology annotation, cellular component: nucleolus; TRAMP complex. NCBI's taxonomy places the organism in Eukaryota, Fungi, Ascomycota, Eurotiomycetes, Eurotiales, Aspergillaceae.
AUGGCGCCCUUCGUUUUCCAAGGGAACGAUGCGCCCCGAGGACCAUCCGGAAGAGGUCGAGACCACCGAGAUCACCGAGACCACCGAGACCGUCGGUCGCGUCCCAGACGCGAAUUUACCUUUCGCUUCCCCCAUACCUCAGAGCGACCUUUGCUAGCGCCGAACCGAGAAACAACACCAGAGCUUCUGACAGCCAAUGACGAAGAGAAGGCGGCCCCCAAAUUUGCGUCUCUCGACGCGCUAAGUGACAGUGAAGAAGCGGAAAUGGACCUCUCGGACUCUUCAGAUGAUGAAUCGCGCCCGCGAAAACGACGUGCCAUCGCCUCUGACGAUAAGGAUGGCGAUUCAAAGCCUAAGCCAGCACCAGCGCCAACUCCAAAAUGGUCCAAUCCCGACCCAUACACAGCCUUGCCGCCGCCCGAUGAGACCACGGGGAAGAAGCUUGAUGUGGUGAAGCUGAUUCGCAAAGCUAGGCUGGCAGCCGUAGCACCAAAGCAGGAAGACGCGGUGGCCGAGAACCAUGACUUCAUCUCGUUGGGCGCGCUGGGUGGACCAGGAGAAGAGGAGGAGGAGGGAGAGGACAAAAGAGAAAGUCCCCCGGCAAAUGCCCCCAGAGGCCCCAAGAGCAUGGCGAACCAGAGCCAGGUCCAGAGUCAAGAAUCAGCACUUUUGCAACGCAAACGAACCCGUGAUGACGAACCAAAGGGAUUCUCUACAAAGGUCGGAAAGCCAAUGUCAAGGUUCCACAGUGAUGGCUCUGUGCUGUAUGCCUGGAAGGCCUUGUCUCCGCAGUCGGCUACACCCUGGACCGAUGGAAUGAGUGCUCUGCACAUGGGUACCCGCCUACACCAGGAGGUUCUUGGCUUUUACAAUUGGAUCAAGCCCCAUGAUUUUGAACACCUUGUGCGACAAGAUCUCAUCCAGCGGUUAGAGACAGUGUUCAAGGAGAGGUAUGCCGGCGUAGAACUUCAUGCUUUUGGUUCGUUUGCUUCGGGACUAUAUCUUCCCAUUGCCGAUGUUGAUUUGGUUCUUAUGUCUCGGGAUUUCGUUCGCACGGGGAAGAGAAACUUUGGCGAAAGACCUGGCCAGAUCUAUGCAUUCAGUGCUUUCAUUAAGAACGCGGGGAUCGCGGUUCCCGGCUCCAUCGAAAGUAUUGCGCACGCUCGUGUGCCCAUUAUCAAAUUCGUGGACAAGGUUACUGGCUUGCGCGUUGAUUUAUCCUUUGAUAAUGACAGUGGCAUUAGGGCGAACGAAACGUUCAGAAUGUGGAAGGAACAGUACCCAGCGAUGCCGGUGAUUGUUUCGGUCAUCAAGCAGUUCUUGCUUAUUCGAGGGCUCAACGAGGUACCAACCGGAGGCCUAGGUGGUUUCUCCAUCACUUGUCUGGUUGCGAGUCUGUUGCAGCAUAUGCCGCGACGCGAAGAGUUCAAUCUGGGCAAGAUCCUGUUAAACUUUUUCGAUUACUACGGUAAUAUCUUCCAGUAUGAAGACGUGGGUAUUCGUAUGAAUCCGCCAAUGUUCUUUAACAAGAACUUUGGCAGCCGGGACCGUCUCACGAUUGAGGACCCGAACAACCCAGACAAUGACAUAUCGGGUGGAACGAAGGAGAUUGCGUUGGUGUUCCGGACAUUCUCCCAGGCCUUCACCAUUCUCUCUCGGCGUAUGCUCGAGUUGACAAAUGCCCAAGACACCAAUGGCAGUAUUCUGGGCUCAAUAAUCGCCGCCAACUACGAAGAGUACAUGAUCCAACGGUUCCAACUGCGCGAGGUAUAUGAGUCCUCCAGUAGAUUCGACAUCUACCGCAACCCACCACCACCUCCUGCUUCCCCACCUCCGCAACGUUCCCAACCGCCUCCACCUCUGCCUCCUGGUCCGCCGCCCACGAUUCGUGCCGCCUAA